Molecule: messenger RNA, 840 nt
Organism: Fusarium oxysporum Fo47
Lineage: Eukaryota; Fungi; Ascomycota; Sordariomycetes; Hypocreales; Nectriaceae
Exons: 2
Coding region: 1-840 (279 amino acids)
Source: RefSeq, a predicted model, not a curated record
AUGUUCAUAUUGACAUUCAUCCUUGGCUCUAUAUGCAUUAAAGUUCAAAACUAUCUAGGCACUCCCAAUACAUACGAUAGUGUCUGUAUGGAACGAAUUCGCCUACCGAUCCAAAGAUUCAACGAAUGGGCACCAAAACUUGACGACAUCAAAAUUGAUAUCCAGAAUGUUGCGCAGGAGUCAAACGAUAAAGAGCCAUCACGGGCUCUUGACGCAGUCUAUAUACCUGUGGAUAUUGCUACCAACCUUCAACAGGAAAAUCAGCAGCUGAAACAAGCGAUUAGCUGCGAAUUCGACGACCCGAGACUUCUACAAAUCACGACGGAGAGUGAGGCACUUCCGAGCCACCCCGAGAAUCCUUCUCUUUGGACUCGGAUGACCAAGCUACAAGAGCCCAGAAAAGACAUCUGGGCGAAGGUCAGCGGUCAGUUCCGCCAAGACCUCAGCAAGAUCACCUAUAGUGUAUGCUAUGCUUCUACACAAGUUGAAGAUCUUGCACGAGAAGCCAAAACAUUCGAUAAGCCGAUGCUGCGACGAUUGCAAAAGGUAAGUGUUGCCACAUACUUGCUUUGCCAAGAGAGUCGUAGCGAUGCUCAAAGGGUCAACGAGCUUGUCGACCAGCUUGGCGUUCAACUAUCACUUGUUGAAGCAGCGAUAAACAAGGCCAAUGGUCUUCGUAACAUUUCUUUUUCGAAGAAACAAGGGGUCAAACAGCUAUGGAAGUACUUGAUGGCCAAGAGUGUGACGACAGAGGAAGAACUUGACAACUACGAGGCCGAACUGACGAUGAUUGGACGGAGUGCGAUCGAUAUGCUGGAUGGUGGAUUUGUUCUACCAUAG